Molecule: messenger RNA, 2493 nt
Organism: Fusarium venenatum
Lineage: Eukaryota; Fungi; Ascomycota; Sordariomycetes; Hypocreales; Nectriaceae
Source: RefSeq, a predicted model, not a curated record
AUGCCUACGACGCAGUCUUCUAAGCUAGAGAAAUACCGUCAAAUGGCCACUGAGUCUCUUAUUCGAACAUCGAGCGGCCAAGCGGCCCUCGAUUACACUGUACAGGCCGCUGAGCUGUAUAUGAGAGCUGCUGGAGAGGCUCCUACUAAGAAGGAUGCUACUCGUUUGCGGCAGAAAUGUCAACAACUCAUUGCUCAGGCAGAAAAACUCAAGGCUCAUCUCACACAGACGCCCAAUGUCCUGCUACGAACCUCACGCCUUCAUGGCAACCUCUUUCCCCCGUGGUCAAAUGAGCCUUCAAGCAAAGACUUUGAACUUCCUCCAGGCGAGGGACCUUUCACAGACAAUGCUACCUUUACAUUGUCGCCUAGGCAGGAUGCUACCUUUGGUGGGUGGAAGCGCCCAAGAGACCUGCAUCCAGAUCUUGACCAGGACGAUGAUGCUUUGAUGAACUCCAGCCGCGGCUGUGAUCUUGUUCAGGACGUGACAACCGAUUGUUCAGUGGUCGCCAGCCUAUGCGCUGCCAUGCGCAUCUUGACCGGCCGACACUCGGUUCUAACGUCUAUUUUGUACCCUUUCGACAAAGCACGAGGGAUACCCAAAGUUUCCUCUUCAGGCAGAUACGUGCUGAAGCUGUACUUCAACGGAUGCUUUCGCCGUGUUGUCAUCGACGAGCGGCUUCCCUCGUCUAUCACCGAUCGCACCCUGUACGUCGUUGACCGACUGAACCCUCAGCUGAUCUGGCCGGCACUUUUAGAGAAAGCCUACCUCAAAGUAAGAGGCGGUUACGACUUUCCAGGAAGUAAUUCUGGCACAGACUUGUGGGUACUCACCGGCUGGAUCCCCGAACAGAUAUUUCUUCAAAGGGAAGACCUGGAUAUUAACGAACUGUGGACACGGAUAAAGAACGGCCAUGAUUCCGAGAAUGUUGUCGUCACACUGGGCACAGGAAGAAUCUCAGAUGAAGAAGAGGACCUUCUAGGCUUAAUUGGUGAACACGACUAUGCUAUCAUGGACCUCGAGGUUGUAGAUGGCAGCCGAAGGCUGUUGGUCAAGAAUCCUUGGUGCGACGGGCCAGUCUGGAAAGGAGGUAUUUCAAAACUUCCCGAGACUGAGUUGGCACCACAAACGAUAGACUCUCGAAACAGAGCCGCACCCACAAUUGCUGGCUCAUUUUGGAUGACUCUCGAAGAUGUCCUCCAGCACUUUGAGUCCAUGUAUCUCAACUGGAACCCAUCGCUCUUCCCCCACCGACAGGAUCACCACUUCACCUGGCACAUACCAACCCCAGAGCUAUCUUCAUCCUUGGUACGCAAUCCACAAUAUUCGCUGCAGUCACCCACCGGCGGACCUGUAUGGAUCCUUGUAAGCAGGCACUUUGUAGAUGCUGAGCUCGAAAUCUCUCGCAACAGGAAUGACACAAUGGCAGCCGUCUCAGGGCAGCUUGGGUACAUGAGCAUCCUCAUAUUUGACAACAAUGGCCAUAGGGUUCAAGUCAGCGAUGGCGACCUUUACCGUGGACCUUAUGUUGAUUCGCCACAAACCCUUGCACGGUUUGAAAUGAGUCCAAAGAAACGGUAUACCGUUGUCAUUGAUCAGCACGAGUUUCCGCUGCCGGACUACACCCUGACCCUUUCCUUUCUAUCGCAAGGCCAACUUGCAGUUAAGGAGGCCGAAGAUACAAUGACGGUCGUAAAAGAAACCACUGGAUCGUGGACCAGAAGGUCUGCAGGGGGUAGCGCAGCCUGCACAACAUACACCCUUAACCCGCAGUACAAAAUAUCGCUUGCUCAAGCAGGCCCUCUUUCCAUAUUAAUUUCAACCAGUAUGCAGGAUGUCCACGUGCACAUUGACUUGGUCUGGUCUCAGGGCAAGCGGGUUCAGACGCUCAAGGUUCGCGAUCUAGCAGGUUCAUCUGGAGAAUAUCGGAGAGGCUGUGCAGUGGCAAACAUUCCACACGUUGAUGCCGGAGUGUACACUCUGGUAUGCUCGACCUUUGAAGCAGGACAGCUUGCCGACUUUUUCCUUCGCAUCUCAUCCAUGACAGAUGUGACUAUACAGCCUGUUCCCGCUGAUGCUGCGGGGAGAUUGCGCAAGACACUCGCCCCCUUUAGACUUUCCGAUCGAGCAGAAGUCCGGCGGGUACAGAUUUCAGCUUCUUGGUUAACUCGGAUCAGCAUCACUGCACGAAGCGUCUGCAGCCCUGGCCUGGAUCCCAGUAACCGGUCCUCAUCCACUCUCAUGGUCCGAGUUUCAGUGGCUCAUGGUUGGGACCCAGAGCGAACCACGAUCGCAACAUCGGGAGAUGGCGAGUACGAGGAGCUCAAAACCGUUGUACGAACCCCGGAGUUAGACAUGGAACCUGCAAGGAUUCAACGUGAGGGUAUGUGGUUGGUGGUUGAGAGUAUGGGCAUAUCUCAACCGGGAGAGUGCAUUGAAAUAGAAAUCCACAGCGACGGACCCGUCAAUGUUGGGUCUUGGGCACUCUUAUAG